Molecule: messenger RNA, 1905 nt
Organism: Rubroshorea leprosula
Lineage: Eukaryota; Viridiplantae; Streptophyta; Magnoliopsida; Malvales; Dipterocarpaceae
Source: the annotation of a GenBank genome assembly
AAUAAUCUAUAUACACUUUUAAUGUGGUUAUAAAUGGCUCCAAAACGGCGUGGGCGGCCCCCGAGGGGUAGCCAUAAGGAUCAGGGCACUCCUCCAAUCCCAGAAGCUAGUCCCCCUACUCAAGCUGCUCCGCAGGAGGGAGGGACGAGCAAUCCCCAAGUGGCCAGCUUUGCUCAGGAACUUAUGGCAGAGAUAAGACGCCAAGUAUCUCCUGCCACAAGUGUACCACCUUCAUCCCCGGUGGUCUCCACUCCUAUGGCCCCUACUCCGGUUUCCCCUGUUCCUAUCUCUUCUGCCCCUGCUGUGCCUGUCUGGAAGAUUUAUACAGAAUUCCAGAAGUUGAUGAAGAACAAGGGAUUCAAUGGUACUGCAGGUUUUGAGCAGGUGGAAUCGUGGAUCACCGAGGUGGAGCGGGGAUUCCACCUACUGCAGGUUUCUGAUGACCUUAAGGUCAAUGUAGGCACUUACAUGCUUUCUGGGAAGGCAUUAACUUGGUGGGUGAGUUAUAUGAAGCUACACCAAGGGGAGCCUGAACUGAGCACCUGGGAAGGUUUUAAAAAGGUGUUCAUGCGGGAGUUCAUGCGGGAGUUCAUACCGGACAGCAAAAGGCGAGAACUGCAAAGGGAAUUUGCAGACUUAAAGCAAGGGUCAAGUACUGUUGAGCAGUACAAAGAGGAGUUUGACCACUAUCUGCCCUUUGUGGGUAGCCAAGUCGGCGAUGAGCAAGCCAAGGCCGACAAAUUUCUGUGGGGCUUAAAUUCUGACAUUUAUUUGGCGGUAAACCAAUUUGAACCCGCCACUUAUCGAAAGGCUGCGGACAGAGCUAUAGGUCAGGAGAAGGCUAUGGCUAGAGUCAAGUCCUCUGGGCAGCCUAGUGGUGGGUCAUCCCUUGGGAAGAGGAAAUUCGAUGGGAGUCGUAGGUCCUUUGUCCCUGCACCGCCUAGGCCUGCUAUCAGCAAGGGUUCUAAAUGGUCAGGAGCUACUAAGACUGGGGGCCAGGCAUCCACGGCUCAACGUGCUCGCCCUACUCCACUUACUUGCAACUUUUGUGGGAAGGGGGCACCGAAACAGAAUGUCGGGGUUAGGACAAGGGCCCAGCAGGCAAGAGCCCAAGCCCAGCAGGCAAGAGUUCACGUGAUGACCCAUCAGGAAGCUGCGGCUACCGACGUAAUCACGGGUACUUUGCCUGUUAACUCUGAUUAUGCUCAUGUUUUAUUUGAUUCGGGUGCGUCGCACUCUUUUAUUGCUCGAUCUUAUGUUUUGAAACGAGCUUUACCUGUUAAUAUCUCUGAUUGUGAACUACAUGUGGACACCCCUUUAGGAGGGGUGAUGACUACUAGGGAGGUGUGUAGAACUGUGGAUAUUUGUGUUGAUGGUAGACAGCUGAGUGCUAGUUUGUUUGUUUUAGAUAUCUCCGAUUUUGAUAUCAUUUUGGGGAUGGAUUGGCUGUCCAAAUAUUUUGCCUCUAUAGACUGUCAUCGGAAAUGGGUAGUUUUUAAUAUUCCUGGUGAGCCAGAAUUUAGUUUUCAAGGCAGUGGUUCCUUUGCUCCACCCGUGUUAGUAUCUGCCUUGCAGGCUCAGAAAUAUCUUGUAAAUGGUUGCCAGGGUUUCCUAGUCUCUGUUAUUGAUGCUAGUAGUGUGACAUCGAGACUAGAAGACAUACCGGUGGUGCGUGAGUUUCCGGAUGUAUUUCCGGAGGAUCUUCCAGGUUUACCUCCGGAUAGAGAGGUUGAAUUUGCUAUUGACCUUGUUCCUGGCACCGGACCCGUUUCCAAAGCACCAUACUGUAUGGCUCCUGCAGAACUGAAGGAGUUAAAAGUCCAGCUGGAGGAACUCCUUGAGAAAGGGUUUAUACGCCCUAGUGACUGUGAAGAACCGGUAUCCCCUUCCUAGAAUUGAUGACUU